This is a messenger RNA of Xyrauchen texanus (razorback sucker), 6330 nucleotides long. It is a transcript of the gene nhsl1a, whose product is annotated as NHS-like 1a. NCBI's taxonomy places the organism in Eukaryota, Metazoa, Chordata, Actinopteri, Cypriniformes, Catostomidae. The record is from RefSeq and is a predicted model, not a curated record. The transcript has 8 exons. Bases 393 to 5165 code for a protein of 1590 amino acids. Gene Ontology annotation, biological process: cell differentiation.
AGCACCGACGUGUCACAGCUGGGGAGCAGAGGAACUUCCCUGCUUUCAGCCCAAAGUUUUCAGAGGACUUCCUGACAAUGCACUUAGCUUUGUUUGGAGUCUAACUCCAAGUAUCAAUUGUUGACAAAGAUUAAUCUAGUUUUGAAGACAUGUUAAAGAGCAGCAUUGGUUCUUGUGGAGCAUUUGAAGACAAUUUCAUCCUAAUAUUUUGAAACAUGGACAUUACAGGAGGAUCCGCCCUCUGUCUGGGCAAACUUGUUUAUAAUCCUUCCAUGUUAAAGUGAUCUGCUGCUGUCUGUAUUCCAUAAGGAAAUGUGGGGCAUUUGGAGAGCUGCCUGACUCUUCAGUUCAAAUCAGGCUGCUGGGACAUUUUUUGGCUGUGGUUGUAGGAGAUGUGGGAAGAGAGGAGCUUUUUGAGAAACAGAGGGGAGACUAACCCUGUACCACGAGCCCGUUGUGCCCAGGGUCCUUCCUCGCUGUCCGAGCAGCGUGGACGGUUCUUUCCCUGUCAUAGAGAGCAACUGGAUGCUGAUGAUGACUUGGAUGAGUGGGUGUAUGCGCCUCUUUAUCGCAGAGCUGUGUCUAGUCUUGAUGAGGAGAGUAAGUGGUCAGUGCACUACACAGCCCCCUGGCACCAACAGGAGAAUGUCUUCCUGCCAGGAACCAGACCAGCCUGCGUGGAGGACCUUCACCGACAGGCCAAAGUCAACCUGAAAACAGUCCUAAGAGAGUGUGACAAGCUCAGGAAAGAUGGCUUCCGCAGUUCCCAGUACUACUCCCAAAGCCCUGCCUUUUCUACAUCCAGCCUUUGUGAAAGUGUUCAACUGGAUGAGGAGAAAACGGAGAAGAAAAACAAGGAUUCAGAGUCGUCUACUGAAGAAGAGAAGCUUGUAUACUCAAUGCCACCUCAGAAACCUCUGCUGGAACAUGCCUCUGAGAUUAACAUCCAGACCAGCUGGACCAACUGUAUAACUUUGCCCACUCCCGAGGAGAAGAUGAGACAACAGGCCCAGUCGGUGGCCACUGAUGUCAUACCCAUCAACAUUACAGGUGAGAACUUUGACCGCCAGGCCAGCUUCCGCCGCUCUGCAGCAAACACUGACACCAUCAUACGAAGACCCAAGAGGGUGCAAAGAAGAAAGACAAUAACAGGAGUUCCUGAAAACAUUCUGACAGAACUAGCAAAUAAAGGACAAGGUGACUCAAGAAUCAACUCCAUGUGUAUGGCAGAUCAGUACUCUACCCUCAGUCGGGUGGGAAGCGUAAACUCCACCCUUAGACGCUCAGAUACCUGUGACUCCAGUUGCCAAACAGAGGAGAUAAAGAUCGUACCUCCCUCAGUUCGCAGGAUCAGAGCUCAGAGAGGCCACGGAAUUGCUGCUCAAAUGGCCAGUGUAUCCCUCUCCUCCUCCAGCAGCAUUUCCACCAUGAGUGACUGUAAUGGUAUCAGCUACUCUCAACUUAAUGGUGGUGAUCACAGCUUUUACAGUUUGCCACGACAAGGUUCUCACAUCUCAGAUCAACACUGUGAACCUAAGUACAGCAGCUCCCCCUACAGGAUUAAUUCUGGCUCUACAAGCUCCUUGACCUACCAGCUUGACAUGCAGCAUGGCUCCUCAGCUUCACUCUAUAUGCUAUCACACUCCUGGAAUAAUGCAUUAAACAGCAACACAACUGGAGAAUUCUGGUCUUUACAAAAUGAGCAGCUUGUAAAAAAUCCAAAUUACCAAGGCUGCAAUCAAAACAGCCCGGCCUUAUUCAGUCGCAGUGGUACUCUACAGAACUCUACUGAAUUGAAUUCUGUUCUUUCCGAACACAACAGGAUAGAGGAUGACCACAUGCACUCGCCUCAUUCCUUAGCCCAGUUGUUUAGUUCUGCUGAUACCUCGUUGUCUACGAUCUCCUCUUGUUACGAAUCCACAGCCUCCCUCUGCUCAGGGAUCCAAACAGAGACUGAGUCACAAUGCAGCACGCUUGACGGCAGAAACUGCAGCAGUCCUAACUCUCUUCGCAGGGAUUCCAACUUCUCAGAGAGCAGCAUUCAAAGCUGCAGCACACUAACCACUGACCAGUGGAUGUAUGAAUCUUCUCCAAAGGGUGGUCCAGUACUCACCUCAAGUUGCUCCUCACCUGUCAGCCAUAUAUACAACAGUCAUGAACAUUCUACCAGCAAGACAGACACAUGCUCAUUGUGCUCAGUUGACAAUGAAGGGUACGACACCUCCAUGCAUAUGGACUCUUGUUUGAAGUCACAUAGUCAUGGCUGCAUCAAUAAAGCAGGAAAUGCAAGGCACAGUUUGUACAAGUGCAAAGACCACUACAGCCAUAGUGAUUGUCUGAGUCUGCAUAGCAACCGCUCUUUGACUCACAGCAUUUCCCUACGGAAAGCCAAGAAGCCCCCGCUUCCUCCCACAAGGACUGACUCCUUAAGACGCAAAUCACAGAGGAAGCCUCACCACAGUGGGACAGUCCAAAAUGAGCAGCUGAUCUCAAGUCUGCAGCAGUCCUUAGAGCUCAACCUGAAAAUGAAUAGUGCAUCCUUUUCAGGACAGGUACCCAACAGUGGUUUCGAUGACCCUUGGGUGCUCCGACCCAGAAGUCAGAGCACUGUAAGUGCAGCAAGCAGUGGAAUGCCAGCACCAGCUGCAGUGUGUCCAGUCACACCCACACACAGUGACAGCAGUAGUCAGCGCUCAGACUAUGCUGAGUCGUUUGACUUUUACAUGGAUUACUCAGGCCCAAGGUCAGAACAGUGUCUCUCCUCUCAAAUCACAAGAUCUCUUAGUGCUGACGAGAAUUCAGGGGUCAUGAGCAAUGGAUCCUACAACAGUGGAUCCUACAACAGUGGAUCCUACAACAAUGGAUUCCCAUCAGCCUACAGCAUUGGGAGUGAAAUUAAGUCAAAACUGGUGUCAUCACCUGACAAGUUUCAACGCCUGACUUCACCAUCUAGUGGUUAUUCAAGCCAGUCUAACACCCCUGCAGGCACUCCAGUUACUUCUCUGAUUAGAGCAAAGUCUCCUGCAGGGAGGCCUAAACCAAGAAUUCCAGAAAGAAAGUCCUCUCUACGGACUUCUGUGUCAUCUUCCUCUACAUCCCUGUCUUCCAUCACCUCCGAUUCCAUCAAGAAUAUUCCAUCACCUCCACCUGACAUAAUUACUCCUCAGUGUGUAACACCCGGAAUGCCUUCAAGUUCUCUAACAGCAGCCAUCACAGAGCCAACCCUGCCUCUUUCUCCUCUCCCUGAGGUAUCCUCUGCCUCUGAAGAGAGACAGAAUUCACAUUCGCUUACAUCCAUAACACCUGAAGAGUGUGAAACCCUCCUCAGUGACUCUCUUGAUUUUCCCCCUCCCCCACCAAAUAUUUAUGAACCCCCACCACCCCCUCUUCUUCUUCCUCCCAAACCCUCAUCAUGCAUUCUACUUCCUCUUCCUCCUCCUCCACCAUUACCCGAGAUGAGUCUUCAAAAAACAGCAAUUUUGAAAACAGAGAGUUCUUCUAAACCUACCAAGACUGUGCAAGUUGAAAAGGGACUAAACCUCAAUUGCACUGAAGAGCCAGAGAUCAAGCCUCAGAGACCCAUAAUCACUACCAAAGCUCUCCAGAUGGUGCAGCUACGACCUGUAAAGGAAAACAACCACAAGCAAAUCGAAAAUAUUUUUACAACAGUCAGUGUUUAUCAUUUUGAGGACCAAGCACAAUAUGAGUCUCAAACAUGCUCAAGAAAAUCCCCAGAAAGUGAGACUAUAGAGCAUACAGUCACUGCCAAUUGUGUUAGUCAGCUAGAAAAUGGAGUGGAAACAUCUGAAUCUUCAGUAAAAAAUCACUCUGAAGCAUCAUCUCGUCCUCUACCCCCUGGACAAGAUGAACAUAUUAAUGACACUGAAACUGGACAGAAUGUUGCAGUGCUUGUGCACCUUUCUGACAGCGUUAGAACACAUCCUGUUUUAAAUUUUCAAGAGAUUCUGCAGUGCACAGACUCCUCAGCUACACCUCAAAAUACCCCCCUGAAACAGAAGCCUCCUAUGUCACCUAAGAAACCCAAUCUCUCUCUAUUUAUACCACCCAUAUUGCAUCUACCUGUAUCUAAUAGAUUCAAGCUUCAACAGGGCCAUGAAACAGAAGUGACCCCUGAGCCAAGGCCAGUGAAUUGUAUAUCCUUGACAGAAACUGGAAAUUUGCAGGAGAUUCCAAUAGGCCUUGAGGUAGAGGAAGAGAGUGAUUCAGUUACAUCUUCACCUGUGAUCAAAAGCAGACUGUCUUUCAGCAGUGAUUUUUCAUCAAGCAGUUUGCAAGACUUACAACUCUCUGAUCUUGUUCUUCAUGAGAAUGACCUUGGGCUGAGUGAUAAAGACUUUAGGCUCAGUGAUGAUAAAAGCACAUCAGAUGAUGGUUCAAGCAGCAGCUCAGGAUCUAUCAGCUUUAAAGGGGAGGAAAAUGGGGCUGAGUUUGACUCGAGCACAGAUAGCUCAUCUGGUGCUUACACUAACAGAGAGGCUGUGGAGGAGAUGGUGAUGCCUGUUUGUCCUCGUACAACAGAGGAUCUCUUCGCUGCAAUUCAUAGGUCAAAGAGGAAAGUCCUGGGCCGUAGCGACCCUGAAGAGGAACGCUGUCGUAGCUUCCUCCCUUCCCCACCUGUAACUCCAACUGGCUCCUGCCCUAGCCUACAUCCCAUGGCUCGCCAGACUGGCUCCAUUCAACGCAACCUGCGGCGGUCAUCCACCAGCAAUGAUAACUUCAUAGCUCUGCUCCUCAAAAAGGGCAGCCGCUCUGAAUCUAGCUUUCGUAUGUCCGCUGCUGAGAUACUCAAAUGCACAGACCCCCGUUUCCAGAGGGCUAACUCGGAGCCCACACAACCUGAUGGACUGUGCACCUCUCCAACACAUAGCAGAAGAGCAACAGAAGAAUGGGCACGUACUGAGGGUGCCUUGCCUCGCCUCUCCACUGGACUAACAAGCUUAAAAUAUGGGCGUUCACGCACACCACCCUCCGCAGCCAGCAGCCGCUAUAAUAGCCGUAACCGCAUUUCCAGUGGGCCAAUGACUGCCAUCUGUGAGAGAGAAGGAGAUGUGGCAGAAUCUAAAGACUGCUGCAUCAGUGUUGAGAGUCCUUUUACUCUGCCCAUAUCAUCCGGCGGCACAGUCUUUGCUCAAGGCAGCACUUAGGGCUCCGGCCUCAUUCUCAACCUGAGGAUUUUCUAUUCCCUAACGACUUGUAAGAGAUAGUCGUCCAUUCAAUACAAAGACCUUAGAGGUCUAAACCCUGGAUGAAAUGCCAUGCUUGUGCUGGCCCAUAGUGGCCCCUGAGGAUUUUAUUUGGCCAGAGAAGGAAUGGUGGAAAUUUCUGUAAUUCUGUAACUUAAGUUUUGACAUUAGCACUCUCAGAAAAUGUGAUAUUAACAGAAGAUUACUCAUUUUGUUUUAUGGAAUGUUUAUAGCUCUCUGUCUGCAGGUUGGGAGUAAAAUUGACUUUUUGGUGGUAAAUUAAGGGAGGAAUUAAAGGAACCAGAAUGUCACUGAGGGAUUUUGUGAUGAAUGGUCUAUGGUGAUGUGUUUCUGCCACUGUGACAAUGGAAAGCACCCAACCAAAGUGAGCACUUGAACUAUGAAUGCACAGAACCCACAGCCAGAUCACAUUCUUGGAAGAGGUGGUGACAACUAAAUAUUUGCAUUGUCAAGCAUGAGAGCUGUUUGAAAGAGGCAUAAGAGUGUAUGGUUACAGUGAAGUCGCUGAAAACAAGCGUGGAGAUGUCAGAAAAUUGAUAUUUUUGAGAAGUGUUUAUAAAGACUGAAAUGUGUAUACGUUAUGCACCUUAACAGACUUUGUUGCUGUUAAAUUGUGAACAGUCUUCAGGUAGAGUAAUGGGUGUCACAUUUGUGACCAAGAUGAGAGUCAAUUUGAAUAGAGCGUUAUUUAGUUAAUGUAAGCCAACCUUUUUUCAUUACCUAAACAUUUGUUUAUUUGUUUAUGUUUAGACCAUAAGAAUAGUUCUCCAUAAUCUGCCAGUGUAAAUAAUCCAACCUUUACAAAAGCCAAGUUUCAAUUGUAGGGAGCUACCAACCAUUCUGUUUCAUUUUUUGAAAGGUAAGUCUUCUAAUUCCUUGCCUUUGUCUGUCUCACAUAAUGAGACAAUAUGAGAAUUUUUACAUUUUCAUGUUUAUUAUUUCCAAAGAGAGCUCAUGUUUAGUCUAUUUACUAGUACUAGGUGCACCUGGAUUGUCUUCCCUUGUUACUGAACACCAGCUGAAUGGUAGUAGAGAAAUAAUGAAGCUCCUGGGUUAAGGCUGUGUGAGACACAAGGGUUUCUGUGAAAGAAAUAAAACAUGGCAU